This is a messenger RNA of Plasmodium coatneyi, 954 nucleotides long. RefSeq lists its product as uncharacterized. The record is from RefSeq and is a predicted model, not a curated record. The coding region runs from base 1 to 954 and encodes 317 amino acids. The transcript has 10 exons. Lineage: Eukaryota; Apicomplexa; Aconoidasida; Haemosporida; Plasmodiidae.
AUGAAGAACAAGGACAAUUUACACAGAAAAUGCAAAGAUCGAGCUGAGGCCAAGUUGGAAGAGUUUAAAAAAGAAGCUUACAGUAUGAUUGAGCAUAAAGACAAAAUAAUAAAAAUGUUGUGUGCAAUUCUGGAGGUACAAGGGAUAACAACGCUAAAUUUAAAGAAGUUCAUAUCUGGUAGGGAAAUUGAUUUUUCCAAAAAGGCAGAAGUGCGCAUGUCAAAAUGUAAUAAAAGGAGGACAUCCUCAAGAAAGAGAAGAUUAAUAAAAAUUCCUCACACUCGGAGCGCUAAGAAGAAGAAAGAGCUGAACUUAUUUUCUUCACCGAAUAAUGUAAAUGAAGACGAAGAAUACGAGGAUAAAUGCUCUGAUUCUUCUAUAAGUUCCGAUAGGGAAUCCCUAAACGAGACACACUCGGACAACCCCACGGUGGAAAAUAUGACAAUGAGGGAUUUAUCCGGGAUUAAAACUGAUAUACACGAGGACAUCAUACCCAGCGAUAGUGAAAAGGAAUCUAGUGGGAAAAACAGCACAGGGGCACAGGAAUCAUUCCGAAAAAAUGACACCAAUUUAGAGUCCACAUGUAAAUCGAAUUUUCAAAAGGAUGUCCAGGGAUCCAGGUCGAAAAUGGCGGCAAAAAUGAACGACACAAUUGGAGGCGAAUGUCCACUGUGCCUAAUGCCCAAAACGGAAUCGCUACACGGGAAUUUGCCGCCUACCAUUUACAAGCUGAGUUGUGAGCACGUUUUUCAUUUGAUGUGUAUCUACGAAACGGUGGUACGACGGGAAUGCAGAAAGACGUGCUGCAUUUGUCACAGCGAAAUCGGCGAAGAUGAUAAAAACGAAAUCAUCAAUAAGGCGAAGCGCGAAAAAAAGGAAAAUGAAAAAAAAAAUAAACUCAUGUUAAAGGUUAUGAAGUUGCAAGCUGAUAACCAGGCUCAGACUGAGAAGUGA